UCUUUUCCCUCUCAUAAUCUCUCACUCAAAAUUCAAGCGUUACAUUCUCUUUUAGGGUCACCGCUCACCAGAAAUUCUUGAUUUAAUCAAAUCCAAUCAUCAUCUGCGAUAGGAUCUCCAAUCGUCGAUCACCUUCGCACGGUACUGAGCAAGAACACUUGCAAUAUCGAAAGUUCACGGUAAUUUUCAGAAUACUGCCGACUCCAUGUUAAAUCAUAAAAGUGAGCAGUUUGCGCGCAUUGAAACAACGUGCGGGUCGUUGCUAUGUGAAUUGCAGAAAAUAUGGGAUGAAGUUGGGGAGGCUGAUGGCGAACGGGAUGCAAUGCUUUUAGAUCUCGAACAAGAAUGCCUCAAGGUCUACAUGAGAAAAGUAGACGAGGCAAAAGAAUGCAGAACUAAAUUGCAACGAGAUAUUGCAAUUGCCAAGGCGGAAAUUUCAGAUAUCUGUGCUUCCAUCGGGGAGAACCCAGUGCAUCGUGACUUGAAGCCUGGGGGGAACUUGAAGGAAGAGCUUGAAGCCAUUGGUCCGUUGUUGGAGGACAUGCGUAGGAAGAAUGUGGAAAGAAUUAACCAGUUUAUUGGAGUUAUAGAUCAAAUACAGAAAAUAUCUAACGAGAUUUUGGGGUUUAAAGAACAAGAUGGAAAUAAGUUGCUCGUUGACGACACCAACCUGUCUCUAAGAAGACUAGAAGAAUUACACAGGGAGUUGCAUGAACUUCAAAAUGAGAAGAUCAAUCGUUUAAACCAGGUGCAAGGCCACCUAAAUACUAUAAACUCACUGUGCACAGUUCUUGGUAUGGAUUUCCUACAAACAGUUUGUAGGAUCCACGCUACCUUGGAUGAUUCUAAUGGAGCAAAAGAUGUAAGUAACAAUACAAUUGCUAGGUUGGCUGCUCAAAUUCAAAGUCUGCAAGAGCUAAAGAUAAAGAGAAUGCAGAAGAUUCAAGAUCUUGCAUCUGCCUUGUUGGAGCUUUGGCAUUUGAUGGACACACCGGCAGAGGAACAACGCAUGUUUCUGAAUGUUACCAGUAAAAUUGCAGCUUCUGAACCAGAAAUUACGGAGGCCAAUAUGCUCUCCAUUGACUGUAUUAAAAAUGUUGAGGAGGAAGUUUCUAGGCUGGAGCAGCUCAAAACAAGUAAAAUGAAGGAAAUUGUUCUGAAAAAGAAGGUCGAAUUAGAGGAUAUGUGCAGAAGGACUCACAUGGUAUUGGAAGCGCUUAUUUCAACAGAUUAUUCGAUUGAAGCUAUGGAGUCUGGUGCCAUUGAUCCUCUGUACCUGUUGGAACAAAUUGACCUUCAGAUUUCAAAGGUUAGAGAGGAAGCUUUCAGUCGUAAAGAAAUACUCGAGAAGGUGGAAAAGUGGUUGGUGGCAUGUGAAGAAGAAAGCUGGCUGGAAGAGUACAAUAGGGAUGACAACCGUUAUAAUGCCGGAAGAGGUGCACACCUCAGUCUGAAACGUGCUGAGAAAGCUCGAGUAGUUGUUAACAAAAUUCCUGCAAUGGUGGAGGUUUUAACUUUAAAAACCACAGCUUGGGAGAAAGAGAGAGGAAAUGAGUUUUUGUAUGAUGGAAGACGACUUCUUUCUGUGCUCGAGGACUACAGCAACCUAAGGCAAGAGAAAGACCUAGAGAGGCAGAGGCAGAGAGACCAAAAGAAACUUCACGGACAGCUGAUAGCAGAGCAGGAAGCACUUUAUGGCUCAAAACCCAGCCCAUCAAUAAGCGGAACGAAGGCUCCGAGAAUGUCGACAGUCGGUGCCAGUGAUAGAAAACUCUCUCUAGGUGGAGCAAUGCUGCAGCAAGUAAAGCCUGAAAAACCUGCUACUCGUCUCCAUCCUAAUAAGAAGGCUGAUUAUUUGAAUCAAAACAGCUUCCUAAAUCACCAACGAUCCAGUGGCUUUGCAGCUCACUCUGUUAAGAGAAACUCUGAGGUUCCUGGUCGUGUAAUAAAAAAGCAACCCUUAAGUGCAGCAAAGGUGCGUGAGAAUGAGUCACCAGCAGUUCGAAAGCCUCUUUCUCCCGUUUCUUUUGCAGUGAACUCCAAUGCCAACAUUGUGAAUUUCACGGAAGAUCAGAAGAAAGUGAAGAACGGACAAAGACUAAAUCCUGGCUGCCAGACACCAACGGGAGUACCUGCCAAGCCAACCUUGAUUGGUGACGAUGAAAACAGAACCCCGAAGGCAAUGCCGAUUCCAAUGCCAACAACUCCAUCAACAGUGUCAGCUCCUAUGCUUAUGGCAAUGACGCCAGCUACUCCAGCAACUCUGGGUGCUUACAAAGUUGAAAAUGUGUUGGAACGAGUCCAACAAGUUGAAUACUCGUUUGAAGAGUUAAGGGCUGGGUUUGUCCUAUCCUAAGGCCCCAGUAAAACCCCAAUGUGGCGUGCGUCAAGUGGGACUGAUCUCCUAGUCAACCUUUUUCAAAAAACGAAAAAAAGCAAAGACUUCCACUCCCCACUUGCGUGGUAACAAAGUCAAUUUGAUUGGCUUUUUUAGUGUCAAAACCCAUUUGACUGAGAGUGUUGAUUUCGGAUCAUGCUUUGGACAAUAGACAAAGGUUCGAUGAA
Theobroma umbraticum is the source of this 2565-nucleotide messenger RNA. NCBI's taxonomy places the organism in Eukaryota, Viridiplantae, Streptophyta, Magnoliopsida, Malvales, Malvaceae. The record is from RefSeq and is a predicted model, not a curated record.